This is a messenger RNA of Sorex araneus (European shrew), 1661 nucleotides long. RefSeq names its product transmembrane protein 210 (gene TMEM210). Lineage: Eukaryota; Metazoa; Chordata; Mammalia; Eulipotyphla; Soricidae. The record is from RefSeq and is a predicted model, not a curated record. The transcript has 2 exons. The coding region runs from base 829 to 1647 and encodes 272 amino acids.
CCAAUAAAGCCGCUUCUCCGUGGCCCCGGCCUGCUGCUUUUGCGCACCCCUUGUACACCUGUGGUCCUGGUCGGGGCGGCCUGACCCCACCUGCUGCGGGGACGGCGUGGGGCCCUCUGCCAGCCGCCGCCGCCAUCACUCCACCCUCUGCCCACCUGAGGCGCUUGCCCGCGGGCACCCGGACUAAGGCGCCAGGGCCCCAGGGGAGGCACCACACAGGCCCCAGGCUUUACGUUCAGUGCCAUCACCCUGCCCCUCCUCCCAAGGGCCCCAUCCCCGUGGCCCCAGGCGCAGCCUUUCCAGAACUUUCCCUUCAGAGAGCUGUUUGUGUCCGUGGGAGGAGGAAGUGGGCAUCCAGCACCCAGGGUACUGGCAGUGCAGGGCUGGGUGUGCCUUGUCAUCCUGACCAGGAUGCAAACCUGCCAGACUGGACAAGCAGGUGCCCGAGCCAGGGCACACCUGUGCCUCGGCCCUCUCCACAUGGCUGUGGACAGGUGGCGCCAGGGUGUGCCCUGGUCAGCAGUGACAGCUCCAGAGGCUGUGCUCAGAGCCCUGGCGGAGCCCAUCACUGCCCCUGGCAUGCCAGGCUGGGCGUCAGGGCAGGGGGCAGGGAGGAGCCCUGGGGAGCCGCGCUGCGACCUGACCUUCGGCUGCUGCACCUCUCUUGGGGAGGGGAGUUCUCGGGCAGCCCUGCGGCCAGACCCCCAGAUCUGGACACUGGCAGCGUAAGCGGGACCCUCCUGGGCCCCCAAAUCCUGCUUCUCUUACCCCAGGAAAGGGGCUCGGUGCCCGGGCUGGCUGGAGCCCAGGCCCCGAACUGAAGCCACCAUGGCCUUCUGGGGCAUCCUGCUCGAUGCUGGGCCGAGGACAGGCCAGUGGGCCCUGCCCCCACCCCUGCCUCAGCUCCACUGUGAGGUCAGCACCUGGCCCCCGAGUUCCGUCAAGAGGUGGUGCGGUGGGGCUGGGGCCGGACAUGUCCCCCCGUCCCCGGCCUGCCUGCCCCCUGGGCCUGAUCAGCCUGUCCCUGUGGCUCAGCCCUGCUGCAGGUGCUGCCUCUGCCCGAGCCCCACGGCCGGCUCCGUGCCGGGCUGGGAUAGAGCCGGUCCCUGUUGUCUCUCCGCAGCCGGACCCUGCGAGUGUGGCCUGGGCCUCAGCCGCGAGGCACUCAUCGCUCUGCUCGUGGUGCUGGCGGGAGUGAGUGCCACCUGCUUCUGUGCCCUGGUGGUGGUGGCGAUUGGCGUCAUCAGAGCCAAGGGGUGUGUGAGCCCUGGUGGCUGCGGCAGGGCAUGGAGUCACGGAGUGGGGGAUGGAGAAGGCCAGGGCACCUCUGGGCUCCUGCCCCUGGGGCUCCGGGAUUCACACCUUGCUUUGUCCCCCAGCGAGACGCGUCCCAAAAACAUAGACAACAGGCUGGUGGGGCACUUUGGGGUCCAGGAAGAGCACAUGGACCUGCAGACAGUGCACGUGGAGUCCCACCGCACGGAGCAGGAGCAGGAGCUGGACGUGUCGGUGGUAACGCCCCUGAAGGGGGUACCCGAGGAGCUGCCCAUCCAGCCCCUGGAGGGGAAUCUGGACGAGCCCCGGGAUUCCAUGGCCACGCCCCAGCAGCUGGAGGAGCUGCCCCCCUCCGCACCCCCCCUUCAGUAGGGCUGUGCCGGCGA